Messenger RNA from Entamoeba dispar SAW760, 417 nucleotides. RefSeq lists its product as uncharacterized. Bases 1 to 417 code for a protein of 138 amino acids. The transcript is spliced from 2 exons. NCBI's taxonomy places the organism in Eukaryota, Evosea, Mastigamoebida, Endamoebidae. The record is from RefSeq and is a predicted model, not a curated record.
AUGGACGUAGUCAAGCCAUCUGCUCAACAUAUAUUUUUUGAUACAACAGAUUAUGUUAUUCAAGGUUGUGAUGAUGAUUAUUGUUUUGAUGAAGAGGAAGAUUACUUCUCUCACAAUGAUGAAUUGGUAAUUCCAAAUGAACCAAUUAUUAAACAUUUAAAAAUGAAGGAAGAUGAUGAUAUUCAUAAAGUUAUUGUCCCACCACGAGACUUUAAUCCAAUCUCACAUAUUCUAUCAGCUCCUGUUUGUGAUGACAGUUAUUGUACAGAACAUGAUUUAGUUGAAGAUUUUACAAAUCAACGACUUUGUAAAUCUGUUCAAUUUGAUAAACAAUUAGGUUUAGAUUCUUCCUUUGAUGAGUUUGGUUCUGGUGAUGAAGACAGUUAUGACAAUGAUGAUUAUUUCAUGUUUUUAUAA